GAGACUUCCUCUAGAGGGAGCUGAGCACAGCCGGCACCGGCGGCGGGCACCUCUAGGAUCUGAGCGGCUACGCGGGUCCCUUGCGAGGGGCGGCAGUGGCCGCCUGCACUCGGGAAUGUUCUGACGGAGGCCAGUUCCGGGAAGCCCGCCCGAAGCACCUACCUGUGGAGCUUAGACCUGGGCCCCGCUGAACCACCCCACUGGCUGGAGCACAGACAGGCUGACACUGUCACCCACUAAGACCUGAACGAUGGCAUCUGACCAAGGCCCAGGUCCCCCUGACGACGAGGGGUGCAGUGAGGCCUCCUCACUGUCUGAAAAGGGUAAGCAAAGGCAGGUGGCCCGGGACACCGAGGAGGUUUUCCGAAGUUACGUGUACUACCGCCACCAGCAGGAGCAGCAGCAGCAGCAACAGGAACAGGAGGGCGAGGGGGCAGCUGUGUCCACUGACCCCGAGAUGGACACUUUGCCCCUAGAUCCAAGCAGCACCCUGGCCCAGGUGGGUCGGCAGCUGUCCGUCAUCGGAGACGACAUCAACCGGCGCUACAACUCUGAGUUCCAGAGCCUGCUGCAGCAGCUACAGCCCACAGCAGACAACGCCUAUGACCUGUUCCUCAAGAUUGCCUCCAGUCUGUUUAAGAGCGGCAUCAACUGGGGCCGUGUGGCGGCUCUGCUGGCCUUUGGCUAUCGCCUGGCUCUGCACGUCUACCGGCAAGGUCUGUCUGGCUUCCUGGGCAAGGUGACCAGGCUGGUGAUUAACUGCAUGCUGCACUACUGCAUCGUCCACUGGAUCGCCAAGGAGGGUGGCUGGGAAAAAGCCGUUAGGUGGGUUAAUGACCCCAUCCUGAUCGUGGGGGCAAUCCUUGGCCUGGUUCUGGUGGGAGAAUAUGUGGUACGAAGAUUCUUCAAGUCAUCCUGACCCGUGGGGGCCCUCUACGGCCUCAGCUUAGACACCUGCCUGCAUUUCAACCCAGACUCCUCCCUCAACUCCCCCCUGCAGGAGUUCCCCCUACCCCGAGUACAGAAGCUUUAGCAAAUGAGCACCCCAGCAUCAGGGGGCCCUGCCUGGGGGUCAUUCAAGCUGCAUAAAAGCCCCAACUUUGCAUGGUGCUAGCAGCCCCUCUCCGGCCUCCAUCCUGCCGGAGGGGGGUCUGUAACUUCCUUCCCCAGCUGUCCUGGAACCCCCUGACCUUCCUUCCUCAGCUGCCUCACCUGCUGAGAGGAGGAAGAGAUGCCCAGACUCAGCAUAGCUCCUGGGGCAGGCUGGCUGGGAUGGGGGUCCAAAGUCCUGCUCCCCACCCCAUACUGCCUUUGUGGCUGGACUCUCAGGGAUUCUGAGCCAGGGUCAGGGCUGGGGUCAGGGUCAGGGUCAGGGUCAGAGCAGUCUGUAGAGUCCAUCAAGACCUCCCAGCCUGGCUCCCUGUCCUCGUCCUCCCCUCCCCCCCCAAAAAAAAAAAAAAAAAAAACUGACUCCCAGUCACUGUAUGACCUAUGGUGCACAGUGAGGACCUCACCCCAUUCCCCAGGGGCCUUUCUAACGGGCUUCCUGAGGCCUCUUUUUGACCCAAUUCCAACACAGGGGCUUGGGAUGGGGGCUCACCUGGAGAUGUCUUGGUGGGAGGGGCCCCAGGAGCUGGGUUGUCACUCCUGGCCUGGGUACUGUAAUCCGUGGAUAUAGCUGGGGAAACCGUGAAUACUUGAGCUCCACCCCACCCCACCCACGCUCCAUGCUCCUGGCCUGCCGAGGCCCUCUUGGUGGUGGGUGUGAGGAGGGCAGUGGAGGCCUGGGGGGCUUGGAGAGAAGUCCUUGAUAAAGCCAAAUGCAGGGAGAGGUUUUAGGUGGUGGUGCCUGCUGGCGAGCCUCUGAUGGUGUUUGCAAAUAAAG
Molecule: messenger RNA, 1885 nt
Organism: Octodon degus (degu)
Lineage: Eukaryota; Metazoa; Chordata; Mammalia; Rodentia; Octodontidae
Gene: Bak1
Product: BCL2 antagonist/killer 1
Exons: 6
Coding region: 251-919 (222 amino acids)
Biological process (GO): intrinsic apoptotic signaling pathway in response to DNA damage; extrinsic apoptotic signaling pathway in absence of ligand; regulation of apoptotic process
Cellular component (GO): mitochondrial outer membrane
Molecular function (GO): protein heterodimerization activity; protein homodimerization activity
Source: RefSeq, a predicted model, not a curated record